UAUAAACUAGAAUAUAGUUGACCUUGUACAGAUUUUAUAAACAUUCUCUAGUUUUUAUCUGUGACUAAAAUAAUGGAACUUGAAACCUGUGAAAAGACCAAGAACCAUUCCAAGAAAUGGAAUGAUGCAUCUAUAUUAAUGCUUGUGCUUCCUCGUAUAAUUUUCCUAGUAGAUUGAAAAUAAAACUCUUUUUCUUUUGCUUGAGAUGAAUCAAUCUUUAUUUCUUGUGGUGCUAAGUCUGAUAAUUCUUUUGAAUGUCGCACGAUCUGGUGCUAAGAGCAAGGUUCAUAUAGUGUAUUUGGGUGAGAAGCAGCAUGAUGAUCCCAAGCAUGUCACAGAAUAUCAUCACCAGAUGUUGUCGUCACUUCUUGGAAGUAAAGAGGAUGCACAUGACUCAAUGGUGUAUAGUUACCGACAUGGUUUUUCAGGAUUUGCCGCAAGGCUCACCAAGUCCCAAGCCAAGGAACUGGCUGAUUCACCAGAAGUUGUUCAUGUCAUGCCUGAUGGGUACUAUGAACUCGCAACAACUCGGACUUGGGACUAUUUAGGCCUAUCUGCUGCACAUCCGAAGAAUCUCCUAAAUGAUACUAACAUGGGUGAACAUGUUAUCAUUGGCGUUAUUGACACAGGAGUGUGGCCAGAGUCUGAAUCAUUUAGUGACAAUGGGGUUGGAGCAAUACCAAAGCGAUGGAAAGGAGGGUGUGAACCAGGAGAAGAUUUCAAGUCAACUAAUUGCAACAGAAAGCUUAUAGGAGCCAAGUACUAUAUCAAUGGGUUUCUUGCUGAAAACGAUGGAUUCAAUUCCACAAAAUCACCUGACUACAUUUCUCCUAGAGACUUUAACGGCCAUGGCACGCACGUAGCCUCUAUUGCAGGUGGUUCCUUUGUUCCCAACGUAAGCUACAAGGGACUUGCUGGAGGAACCUUGAGAGGUGGUGCACCUCGUGCUCGCAUAGCAAUGUACAAGGCUUGUUGGUAUCUCGAAGAGCUGGAAGGAGUGACUUGUUCAUUUUCUGAUAUCAUGAAAGCGAUGGACGAUGCUAUUCAUGAUGGUGUUGAUGUUUUGUCACUCUCUCUAGGUAGUCGGGUUCCUCUGUUUUCCGAAACGGAUAUGCGUGAUGGGAUUGCUACUGGAGCAUUCCAUGCAGUUGCAAACGGUAUUACUGUUGUUUGUGCUGGUGGUAACGCUGGCCCAUCAGCUCAGACCGUGGUGAACACGGCUCCUUGGAUAUUAACAGUGGCUGCAACCACUCUGGACCGGUCAUUUGCCACACCUAUUACACUUGGGAACAAUAAAGUCAUAUUGGGUCAAGCAAUGUACACAGGUCCGGAACUUGGCUUUACUAGUUUGGUUUACCCAGAGGAUCCUGGGAACAGUAAUGAUACAUUUACUGGUGAGUGUGAGUCCCUUAAUCUCAACUCCAACCGUACAAUGGCUGGGAAAAUUGUGCUGUGUUUCACAACAACAAGAGGUUACACUACUGUAUCAAGAGCUGCAUCUUUUGUGAAAAGAGCCGGCGGUCUUGGCCUGAUCAUCGCAAGAAACCCAGGGCACACUCUCAAUCCAUGUAAAGAUGAUUUCCCCUGUGUGGCUGUUGACUACGAGCUUGGGACAGAUAUACUUUUCUACAUACGUUCCAAUGGAUCACCUGUUGUGAAGAUACAACCUUCUAGAACAAUGGUAGGACAACCUGUAGGGUCAAAGGUGGCAACUUUCUCAUCAAGAGGACCUAACUCCAUUUCCCCAGCGAUUCUAAAACCUGACAUAGCAGCACCAGGAGUGAGCAUAUUAGCUGCUACAUCUCCCAAUGCCACCUUCAAUGCUGGAGGAUUUGUUAUGCUUUCAGGAACAUCGAUGGCGACUCCCGCAAUUUCAGGAGUUGUUGCACUUCUCAAAUCUUUGCAUCCUGAUUGGUCCCCUGCUGCUUUUAGAUCAGCUAUUGUCACUACAGCUUGGAGAACAGAUCCGUUUGGAGAGCAGUUACCAGCAGAAGGGUCAUCUCGCAAAGUAGCUGACCCGUUUGAUUACGGUGGAGGCCUCGUGAACCCAGAGAAAGCUGCAGAACCAGGCCUCAUAUACGACAUGGGCCCAAAAGACUACAUUCUCUACUUGUGCUCCGUCGGUUACAACGACUCAUCUAUCUCUCAACUUGUCGGUAAAGGAACAGUCUGUACAGACCCAAAACCUUCUGUUCUUGAUAUGAACUUGCCUUCAAUCACCAUUCCAAAUCUAAAAGAUGAAGUCAUUCUCACAAGAACCGUUACUAACGUUGGACCAGUUCAUUCAGUCUACAAAGUCGUGGUCGAGCCUCCGCUUGGGGUUCGAGUGGUUGUGACGCCGAAGAAACUAGUGUUUAACUCCAAAACCAAAAGUGUUUCCUUCACGGUACGAGUCUCGACCACACACAAAAUCAACACUGGGUACUACUUUGGAAGCUUGGUUUGGAGUGACUCUGUGCGUAAGGUGACUAUUCCUGUGUCUGUGAGAACGCAGAUUCUGCAGAACUACUACGAUGAGAACUGAUGACUUAUGGAUCUUUAUGUGUUUGCGAGAAUAAAGCAUCAAUAAUCAAAGUUAAUAUGGGGGACAUUACAUAGGCCUCUUAUGUUCCGGCCAUUUUAUCACAACCCUGAUUCUACGUAAAUUUGGAUUUGUUAUUCUGCAUGCAGAACCGAGAUCUCUAAAUAAUUGAUUUAUAUAAUGAUAAAAUAGAAUUAAAAUUCUUGAUACUACAUUUUAGAAACAAAAACGAUUUGUGCAGAGACGAGACACUCUUUCUGUAUUUGUAGUUGUUUAUAGUGUAACGGUUUGAGAAAAAAGUAGUCUAGUAUAAAUGUUGUAUUCUUAACAUGAAAACAAAAGACAAUAUUGUGAGAUUGAUGAUGUUGCUGUUGUUCGUGUGUGUUCUGAAUUCAAAGAAGGAAGUUGGAUUUUGCAAUUCUAUGCAAAACCCAAAGUAUGUUUCAUGUACAUAGUGAUAACGGAAUCUGAAAAAAGGAAUUAACAUUUCGACAUCGGAAAAAACACGAGAACGACACGUAACAACACGUAAUAAGUCUGAAUCACUUAUAUGGAGUCAUGAUACCUCUGUAUAAUUAAAAAAAAAAAAGCAAUCUCAGACUUUAUAUUCUCUAUUUAGUUAUGGGGAAAUUGCCAAAACGGAACAAAAAAAUAGCAUGGUUGUCCUUUUGGUACAAAACCUUUUUUUUUCCAUUUUGUCUCAUUUUUACUCUUUCCAAUUUUGAAACUAAAUAAAAUAAAUAGUUUUAUGAAUCAAAAAAAAAUGUUAAAAAUAUAAAUAAUUAAUAAAACACAAAUAUACACAAAUACAUUUUUUUGUCAAAAAUCUUGAUAAAUAAAUUUUUUAAAUUACGUUAUAAUAAAAGUAGAAUUAGUGUUCUACGGAAAAUGAGUUAAUAGAAAACGAAUUCAAAUAUUAACAAGUCUAUCUACUUUUUUAGAACAUAUAAUUUACUUUUAAUUAAAAUUCUAAAUAUAAUGAAUGCAAAUUCUACUGAUUGUAAAGAUAUCUACUUUUAUUUCGAAUGCAACUUCUACUUCUAUGAAGUAUUCUAAAAUUUCGGGAAUGCGAAAUCUAGAUACAACACGUACGUCUACAUGGCGUAGAAAGCGCAUUCAGGAUUUAUGUCAUUGUUUUACACGUUGUGGAAGGUGUCUUCUACGGAUAAGAAAACUUGUUUUUCAAAAAUUAAGGAAAUUUCAGUUAAAUAAUAUUCUUAAAAUAUUCUAAUUUCCUAAAAUGUGUUUUGAUCGAUUUGCUUUGCCAAAAUAUCAAAAAA
Messenger RNA from Brassica napus (rape), 3801 nucleotides. RefSeq names its product subtilisin-like protease SBT3.4. Lineage: Eukaryota; Viridiplantae; Streptophyta; Magnoliopsida; Brassicales; Brassicaceae. The transcript has 10 exons. Gene Ontology annotation, biological process: proteolysis. The coding region runs from base 206 to 2524 and encodes 772 amino acids. The record is from RefSeq and is a predicted model, not a curated record. Gene Ontology annotation, molecular function: serine-type endopeptidase activity.